Messenger RNA from Vicia faba (fava bean), 750 nucleotides. Lineage: Eukaryota; Viridiplantae; Streptophyta; Magnoliopsida; Fabales; Fabaceae. The record is from the annotation of a GenBank genome assembly.
AUGAAAUCCCCAAUCGCCCUCAUACCGGAACUUCCCCUCCCUGGACUCCUCGCUUAUCCGUCCUUGUCAGGGUUCCUCAAGUUAAUAGAAAUGGAAAAGAAAAUCAUACAGAUCCGAUUAAGCCUGUUUUUUAUUUCUGAGUUUUCGCAAAUUAUUUGUGAUGAACAAGCUACCUCGCCGCACAAACGAGCUCUCUUUGAGGUUGAUACACAUCCUAUUCGUGCUAUGAAAUUUUCUAUCUACCAUGUUGUGCGCGUUAUUGUUCAGUGUAAGGUUGCUUCAGAUCUUCCUAAGAUUGAUGAAGGUCUUGAACGUCUUGCUAAAUUCUUCGCCUUAGAGGUGUUGCGCAUUAUCUCCAUGAUCUACAAUCCAGGUCCACCUGCGACUAAGGAAAUAAAGAAUAAAGAAUCUUGGUUUGUUCACAAAUUUGGUGGAACUUCUAUGGGAAGCUCGCAAAGAAUAAAUAAUGUUGCUGACAUAGUUCUCAAUGAUGAUUAUGAGAGGAGAUUGGUGGUUGUCUCUGUGAUGUCUAAGGUGAAAAAUAUGAUGUAUAAGCUUAUCACUAAGGCUCAAUCAUGUGAUGAGUCUUAUAUAUAUUCCUUGGAUGUUGUUUCAGAGAAGCACAACUCAACUUCACACGACAUACUUGAUAGAGACAAUCUCGCUUUUUUCUUGUCUAAAUUGCAUGAAGACAUCAACAACCUUAAGGCGAUGCUUCGGGCAAUAUACAUAACUGGUCAUGCAACGUAA